Messenger RNA from Schistocerca serialis cubense, 8408 nucleotides. RefSeq names its product dual specificity protein phosphatase CDC14AB-like. Bases 715 to 2544 code for a protein of 609 amino acids. Gene Ontology annotation, molecular function: protein tyrosine/serine/threonine phosphatase activity; protein serine/threonine phosphatase activity. The transcript has 15 exons. The record is from RefSeq and is a predicted model, not a curated record. Lineage: Eukaryota; Metazoa; Arthropoda; Insecta; Orthoptera; Acrididae. Gene Ontology annotation, cellular component: mitotic spindle; spindle pole; centrosome. Gene Ontology annotation, biological process: positive regulation of cytokinesis; microtubule cytoskeleton organization; protein dephosphorylation.
UUGUUUAGUAAGUGUUACAAAUGUGUAGGAGCGUAUGUUGUAACUAUGAGUGCUGUAAUUGUGACGGAAAAGUGCAGAAUGUAUAUGAGCUGCACAAAAAUUAUUGAACGUGCUAAUGUAAAUGUUACUAUAUAAGGUGCUUGAGGUGCUUUUACAGACGAUUGUGGCACAGUGGUGAAGAUGCGACGGCGUUUAUUCCCGGCUUUUUUCGGCAUUUGUUCACAAAAUAUGACAGUAAAAGAAAUUAAGCAAUCCAUUGGAGUGUUACAGUCACAGACGUGGGUGCUGUAAAUUUAUAUUAUGCAUAGUGCUAAGAGUCAGGCUAAAUAUAUUGCGAAGUAUUUGCUGUGGAAACAUUUUAGUCUAAAGCUUUUGACACCUUGUAUGGCAUAAAUGAGUGUCAUUACGUCGGAAAAGACUAAAAAAACAUUGUGGAAUUUCUUUUUCCAUCCAGUGACUGUGCGUUUUUAAUUGACGAGUUCUCAUCCCACGCACAGGUGUGAGAAGUAAAGGUCCUUAAUAUAUGUGAAGAACGGCAGUGACGCAAGGACACUUCCAUGUGGCACACCAUUCUGGAUCAUCCCCAUGUUCAUUUGGUCAAAUUUCACAAAAUGAAUAAUGUUGAUGGAGUAAAAAAAGCCUAGAGUAUUUACAGUAUUUGUUAUUCAGUAAAUUGUGUAUUUUGGCUGAGAUUCCAAAAAACAAGCUGCCACAAUGGAUGAAUCAAAUGAUAUUUUGGUUUGUGCAUCUGAGUACAUUAAAGAUCGGUUAUAUUUUGUUACACUGCGUACUAAUGUGAAGCCGAGGUCAACUGUGAACACUCAUUAUUUCAGUAUAGAUGAGGAGCUUGUAUAUGAAAACUUUUACGCUGAUUUUGGGCCUCUGAAUUUGGCUAUGCUGUAUAGAUACUGCCAGAAAGUCAACAAGAAACUGAAAUCAUUUUCUCUGGCAAAGAAGAAGAUUGUUCAUUACACAACAAUGGAUGUCCAAAAGCGUGUCAAUGCUGCCUUCUUAAUUGCAUCAUAUGCGAUAAUUUAUUUGAAGAAGAAGCCCGAUGAGGCCUAUCGACCAUUGGUUGGUGGGAAUAAUCCUCCAUUCUUACCUUUCAGGGAUGCUUCAUUCGGGAUAGCAGUGUAUAAUAUCAGCCUUAUUGAGUGCUUGUGGGCAGUGUACAAAGCUUUUAGCAUGGGAUUUUUCAAUUUCGAAGAUUUUAAUGUGGAUGAAUAUGAGUACUAUGAGCGUGUUGAAAAUGGUGAUUUGAACUGGAUUGUGCCUCAAAAAUUUAUCGCUUUCUGUGGUCCUCAUGCAAAAACAAAAAUAGAAAACGGGUAUCCUCUCCAUUCACCAGAGACAUAUUUUGCAUACUUUCGUCAAAACAAUGUGAGCACAGUUGUGAGAUUGAAUAAGAAAAUUUAUGAUGCCUCUAGAUUUACUGAUGCCGGGUUUGAACACAAAGACCUAUUUUUCAUUGAUGGAAGCACACCAAGUGAUCAAAUAUUAAGGCAGUUUCUACACAUCUCAGAGAAUGCUUCCGGUGCUGUUGCUGUUCAUUGCAAAGCUGGAUUAGGUCGAACAGGAUCCCUUAUAGGCUGUUACAUCAUGAAACACUACAGAUUCACUGCCCACGAAACAAUUGCUUGGAUUAGAAUGUGUCGCCCAGGCUCUAUUAUUGGACACCAACAACAGUGGCUAGUGGAGAAGCAGACACAAAUGUGGAUGCAAGGAGAUACAUACCGACAACAAAAAAUGGAAAACAGUUUUCCUAAACAUGCAUAUGGCAUAUACAGUAUGAAAGGUGUAGCUGCUCAUUUACAGUGCACUCACAGUCCAGAAGUAAUUAAGAACAACAUAAAGCCACCUGAUAAUGUUUCCCGUAUUUUACAAAAGGUUGAUACAAUGAAACUGGAUGAUAAAGAAGAUGAAAAUAAAAAUGAAAGGUGUUGCAGACGGAGAACAAAAGUAAUGGAGGAUGCAACAAAUCAAAAUAAUGAGGAACCACCAUCUGAUAUCCCUCUAACACAAGGUGAUAAACUAAAUCAGAUAAAGGCAUUUCGGAGGCAUCCCAGAUCUGUAACUACUGGUGCUGUACACUUAGAAGAUGGAAGGCCACACACGAGAGCGAAAUCUCAGCCUUUGAGAAGUGGGCAGCCAGCCCAGUCUCAGGCAAUACUUUCGCCCUUAAAAGCAACUAAAGUCAGCACAGCUAUAGUGGUCUCUCACAACAAAGACAAAGAUGUUGUACCAUCAAAAAGGCCGUCAAGGACUCCUUCAUCAGUUACAAAAAGAAAUACCUGGCUUCUUAAUUCAAUGUACGGAUCAAAUCGAUCAUUGAAUAUAAGCAAGGUAAAUCUUGCUUCCCACCCCAUAAGACCAGUUACCCGUGCUGCUGCAAAGUCUACACCUGCAACAACCUCUAACCCUUCCUCCCCAGCAUCGAGCCUCGAUAUGACCGUACGCAGCGCGGACCGAGUUAGCAGAUUUCAUACUGUUCGUCAUGCUCGCAUCUCUUCUCCUCGAGCUUGUAAAACAUCCUUCAUGAGAUGACUAACCAGCAUAUCCAGGAAGAAGAGCCAGAUACCUAAUCACGUUCCAAGUAAAAGUAAGCAGAUUGUAAAGAUUAGAGAAGACAGCACUUGGCACGAACGUGCCAAACGCGCCUUGAGUUCCUCUGGAGAAAAACAGUCAUCACGUUCAACGAAAUCCGUUUGUCGUCCACCUGUUAAUACUGAAAAAUGUGGUUCCUUUGCACAUAUUGUGGUUCAGGUUCCUCAAAGUGAAAAUUUAGGUGAUACGUUAUUGGAUUGUAAUGUAGUAUGUGGUCUGAGUGUUUGCGAAGGACCAUUAAAAGCAGAAUGUGAAUCAGAUACUAAAAUUUUGAUGUAUUCUGUAAAAAAAUGAGCAGCUGCUUUUAAUUAAGCAAAAAACCUGAUCAUUUAGAUGUGCACUGGUCUGUACUUAUAGAGAUAAUUCGGUGUACACAUAAUUUUAAAAUAUUUUAGAUAUAAUGUAAUUUGUUUGUGCUCCAACCACCACACAUGUGGAAUUUUAUUGAAGUUUUAACGAAUCAGUAUUUUUUAUAUUGGACCUGUUUUAUGUUAUUGACCCUCCCUCCAUUCUCUCUCUCUCUCUCUCUCUCUCUCUCUCUCUCUCUCUCUCUCUCUCUGUGUGUGUGUGUGUGUGUGUGUGUGUGUGUGUGUGUGUGUGUGUGUGUGUGUGUGUGAGAGAGAGAGAGAGAGAGAGAGAGAGAGAGAGAGAGAGAGAGAGAGAGAGAGAGAGAACACAUGCGCUUGCUGUUCUGGCAAAAACAUGGGGGGUUGGAGUUAUUUUUUUAAAGGGACAAAUCUGGGAGGGAGCAAGUUCUGUGGUGUUCAUCUCACCAUCUGUGACAUCCCAUGAAAGUUCAGUAUUUUGGUACAUGUCCCUCCACCCAUUGCAACUAUACAUCUUCAGGUUUCUUAUCAUACUCUAGCCGCGUAAUUUCCUAUAUCCUUCUUAGACCCCUCUUCAUAUUUCCCUGCAUAGACGUUCCUGGAUGUAUUUGUUAUGUACAGGUUUGGUGUAAACAUAUUCUGAUACAUUUCAUUAUUUUUAUUGUUGAUUUAUCAGUGUUCUGCUACUUGCAGGGAAUUUUAAUAUCCUUGUAAGUAUUCUGUACAGCUUUUACCAGCCGCACUUUUGUUGCUUACAUAAGUUCCACGAGUUACUCUUCCACAAGGCCUACUUAUAUGUCUUCUUAAUAUGUACAUGACUGCAGCCAUUGUGGUUGUACUCAACUAUAAAUUUUCUUUUACCUGUUGUGAUGUAAUACUGUAAACUAAAUGAAACAUUUCAGCCACUGUUGACCUUCACUAGACAUGGUAAAGUGAAGUACUCUUACAAGUGAUAUCGAUUUUCAUUUGUUACUCCAGUAGUAGCAUGGAUUUUCAACUUUGUGUAUCUUUUUACUGUUCCUUCCCAUGUUCUUUGCAAUGUUACUUUAAAACUUUUUUAAAGUCUUUUGUAUUUUUGUGGUGCUCUACUGAUUCAUUCCGAAAAAAUUUUAUGUCCUCGAAUUGUGGUGGCUUUAUUUGUACUGCUUUUUUUUUUUGUAUAUCUGCUUAUUUUGAUUUAUUAGUUACUAAACACACUUAGUAAUUUUGUUAUUAUUUCAUCUACAAUUAGAUUAAGUCUUUUAUUUUCAUGAUUCCUUUGUUUUUUCAUUAUUACUCUAACUUUACUGUGUGUCCGUGCAUGUAAUGUUUCAGUUCUUUCUCCCAUUUAUUUUACAUCUGUGCUUUUCACUUCCAUUGGGGUUCCAUUUUAUCAUGCUACAAUUCAGCUACAACUACUUGUCUCAAUUUUUGCUUUAUUACUUUGCUGCAAAAAACAAAAAUAUAAUUUUUUAUGAGCAGUUUCAUCUUUGAGUUUAGUGCUUCAGUGUGAUAUUCUCCAUGCCACAAUUGAUCCCUUCUAAUAAUGUGAUCAUGUCAGUACCAGUGUAAUGGAAUUCAUUCUCCUGCGGUGAUCAGUUUAGCCUUCAUAUUUGUUCAACUAGACAAAAAUUUAGCCCCAAUGCAUAGUUUAAAUGAUUUGGUUAUCACUUUGUAUUUCUAUAUUGUGGUCUUCUGCUCCACUCAUGGAACCCCAUCCCUCUUUCUCAUACAACCUUUUAGCAAUAUCAUUUACCCCAAUUUCUGCCAUGUUUUUCAUUUCUUCAGUAGCUCAUUCAUAUAUAAUAUUAUAUAUUUUGUUGCAUAAUGUAUACGACUGUCAUAUCUUAUGUAUCUUCUUCAUCAUCAUUUUAAUGUCAAUUGAUGUAUUAUGUAAAUUGAAGGGAAAGGGGGAGAAAGGAAAGAAUCUCUCCUGAGUUUUUCCACUUUUUCCUGGUUUGUGUGUACAGUUCUGUUGGUACAUCCUUGUGUUUCACUUUCAUUUCUCAUUUUUCUUUCCCCAAAUAAAGCAUACUCCCCAUUUCAUCAAUUUAUGCUUUUUUAUAUAUCUCCCAACCCAUACCAAUUUUGCCUUUCAUAUAUGUUUCAUUCACAGUUGACAUUAUUUCUGUCUGUUCAUGUGUAACCUGACAGAGAUAGAAAGUUGUACAUCAAGCAUCUUCACAGGUUAUUUUGUAGUUCACAUAUCUUCCAUGCAACCUGUUUCUGGCUUGUAAGUGGACUAGAUUAUACACUAUUAUUUGUAGACAUUCUAUCUGUGUUUUGCUUCCAAGUACCUUAAAGCUUCUGUACAAUGAAGAAGUGCCACAGUUUGUGUCGAUCUCAUUUACAUGCAUCCUCCCGUGCUGCCCUUGACAGCCUCCUGUGACUUUCGGGAGAUGUAUUAGGUCAAGAGGGGCACUGUAUAUUUUAUGUGGUUUCAGUUAGAAAAUAUGUUGGAUGCUACCUUCAGUAGUAAAAAUAUUCUACUCUUGUUAUUGCUUUAAUCAAAUUAUUAAUAAUUUUACUUCCUGUUUAUUACCAUGUGGGUAUUUGACAGAAUAUAUUAAUCACUGUCAGGGUGACCCAAUAUAAAACUCAUCAUGGUCUUUGUUUUUGUUUUGGGUAAACAGUUUAGAAAAAAAAGAGGUCACUGAACAUCUUAAACUCACUAAUUAAACUCUCUAUUGAAUAUGUUUCACUUCAGUGGUGUUAUUAAUUCUUGCCAGAACCCUUUUUAGAAGCCUGAGUCAGAGGUCUGUUGAUUUAUUGUUAUAUUUCAGUACACUCAUUUUAUUAUUGACGAUUCAGAAAAAAGGUAAUAAGUUGACUGAUAUUAUAUUGGUAAAAGUAAGUAGGCAGCUAUUUUAAGUAGAAUGAAAAGUAUUAAAGUAUAUUUUUUUGAGUUUGAAAAGGAACACAAUGUGUGGAAAAAAUGUAGAGCUUUGUGAGAGUAUUUUGCAGUACAUACUGUACUUAAUUUGUUUCGCAAUGAGUUGUACAGGAUGAACCAAAAUUUGUGCCCUCGGACUGCAUACUAACAACAAAUAUGUGUGUAACAAAAUUUCAUCCCUUGCACUUUAGCAGCUGAAAAUGGAUCUCUGAGGAGGCAGUUUAAAUGGAAAAAUAUGCGUGGGCUGAAAUUUUGUUACAGACAUUUCUGUGCUGUUAGUGUCCAAGUAAUCACGCUAUUGCAUCAGGGUGCACAUAUUUUGGUUCACCAUGUAUAUCAGCUUAUUAACUUAAUUGUGUUUAGCCAAAGACACUCUGGAAAUGUUGAGAGCAGUACUGCUGAGGAGUAAUGGAUUCCGUAUGUAGCUGAACUUGAUAUUAGAUUGCAUCACAAUUAAAUGAAGAGGGAAAAAAAAGGUUAUUUGUCUGGUGACUUCCAUGCUUCAGCCUGAAAAUUUCAGUUCCCUUCAAUCUCCUCUCCCAGAUGAAGGAUUUUUAUGUACUAUUUGGUGGGCUGCAGCCUUUUAUGAUUUUUAACUAUAUGUAGGUGAAAUUUUAUUUUGAUUUAUUCUCUUUAUGUAUACAGAAUGCAGCCUUUUAUGAUUUUUAACUAUAUUUAGGUGAAAUUUUAUUUUGAUUUAUUCUCUUUAUGUAUACAGAAUGCAGCCUUUUAUGAUUUUUAACUAUAUUUAGGUGAAAUUUUAUUUUGAUUUAUUCUCUUUAUGUAUACAGAAUGUAUUGUUAUAAAUGGAGAUCUCUGUGUUUAUAUUUUUCAUUAUUGUUUUUCUGACAAGAUUUUUAUAACUUUUUUGUUACUGGGUCCUAAUACACUAAGUAUGUAUUUUUUUUACUUUAUCCCUUUUUUAUCAUUAGCUAUAAAAUAAUAAAUCACACUCAUUUGGGGCAAACUGUUAUACACCUAAUUUGACACCUUAGUAUUAUAAGCAAGUUGUUUUUCCUAUGGUAUAUAUUUGUAUUGUGUAUUCUAAACCACAAUACAAGAAAAGAAAAAGAGUGUAGAUUUUAAAACAUCUUAGAAAGAUCAGUAAAAAUCAGCUCUAGUUAUAGGUCAUGAUGGCAGUAUGUUAUUGCAGUGAGGAGAACAUAAGUUUUAAAUUCUGUGAAUCUUGGCAGUGAUGACAGCUCAUAGAUAUAAUUUUAUGUGCCAAAAACAGAAGCAAUGAUUAAGUCAUGACUAAUAUGACUUAUAAGUUUGUAAUUUUAUGCAGUUGUGGUCAGUGCUUGAUUUGUGACAGUACCCACUGGUACGUCGUACCAGUACCUGUGACGAAAUGAGACGUGGUACGAUAGAAUUUUUGCUGUGAUUGAAGCAGUAAAAAACAAAUGUUGUAUUCAUUCACACUUUUAAAAUGCUCAGAAAAGCGUUAAAAUAAUGUUUUAAAAUGUCUAAAUUAAAAAAUAAAUAAAAAAAAGCCUCCUGGGAGGUCACAGUACCGGAAUCUCUCUUCUUUUUUUACAUAUUAAGCAUUGGGUGUGGUAAUACGGUUACAAAAGCAGAUCUGCUCAGUUUGAAUGAAACUGCUGAAGUGAAACAUCUUAUUUUCCCCAGAAAUAAUUCUGAAAUACUAAGGUACUAUUAUGUUAGUGGAGUCUUUUUGUAACUUCUCGUGUACGAAUUUUAUGUUUAACCAUUGCAAUACCGAAGGGGUGGGGGUGUACUUUGUGCCCACCUUUUGAAAAUAUCAGAAUCUAGACAUGUACUACAUAUUUUAAAAUUUUGAAAAAAGUAAUAAUUUUUUAUACUAGAUUUUGUAAAUGUUUUAAUUCUGUUGGUAGUUAAUUCUGGGUAGUGACUUCACAACAAAUGUCAUGUUUAUAUUUUAAGGUUCAGGACCCUUCUUACACAUCAGUAUAUAUUUAAAAAGUGUGUUAUGAAUAAAAGUUAAUGACAUUCUUUUUUAAAAAAAAUUCUUUAUUGUUUUUGUAAAGUCCCAUUCCCCUUUGUGCACACAUUAUUGAAAAUGCCUCGGUAUUCCUAAGACCGGGCUAAAUGAUGUUUUCAGGUCCUGGACCCUGCUUAUGUUGUCAGUACCUAGUUAAAAAGUAUGUUGUCAAUAAUAGUUAACAAUUUUUUUGCAUAAAGUACCCCCCUGCUCUCUUCUUGGUAGUUGUGUUAUGGAAAAUGUGUUGGUAUUGCUGGGGUUAUGGGGAAAAGUGACAAAACUGUGAAUGCUCUGCUGGUAUUUAUUUCCUUUACAAACUGAUUUUUCACAUAAUACCAUUGUAAACUAGAAACUUGUUUCUGUAAUAAAUAAACGCCAGUAAAAGAUUCAAAAUGUUGUCAGCCAUUCUUAAAUUAUUAAUUGUUUGGAAUAUGAUGAUGUUUUAUAGCAUCCCUGUUAUGUGACAUUUGUUAUAUUUUGCAAAUUUAACAUUUAUUACCUGGUACUACAGUUAACAGCUUAGUUAAACUGUAUUGUAACCACCUAACUGUCUUAAUUUUGGUAAUAGUCUACCUGGCAAAUUACUUGCAUUGUUGUGAAGGUAAUAAAAAUGAAAGACAAAUAUACUACUAUAUGUUAACAA